AUGCUUGCUUCCCUCCUAGAUAGCCCAAUCCCUCCAUCAUUGCGCUCCUUGAGGAUUCGUGACUUCAUCGGCAUUAAUGGCUCCCUCCCUCCUUUGUCCGUCUUCUCUUAUCUGGACCAGGAUAUCAUCCAUUUCCUGUUUCAGGGAGGGUUCUCUGUUUCUGAGGAAGCUGCAGAAUGCUUUUCGCCAUUUGAACCAUCGGGUUCCUUUUCAGUUAAGUCAGCUUGGGAGAAGUGUAGGCAGAGCAGUCAACAGAAAGGGUGGGUGAAGUGGGUUUGGCAUGUUAAAAUACCUUUGAAACUCUCCCUAUUCAUGUGGAGGCUGUUGCGCCAAGCCAUCCUGGUGGACACUUGUGUUCAGUCCAAAGGGGUGCGGCUCGCGUCCUCCUACGUUUGCUGUGAGGGUAUCAAGUACUCUUGUCCUAACUGCGAAUCGUUAGGCCACCUCUUCAUCAGCAGAGCCCUUUCGACUGAUGUUUGGAGCUACUUUAGCGACACAUUCGGCAUAUCCUCGCUACUCACAGAUUUGGGCUUUCCCUCCGGCAGCUCGUUCGGCCCUCCUUUGGAGGUUGUGAAGUGGAGAAGACCGCAGCAGGGUUGGAUCAAGCUCAACGUGGACGGUUCUGCUCUAGGGAACCCAGGCAUGUCCGGGAGAGGUGGUGUUUGUAGAGGGGACAACGGCUCCUUCCAUUUUGCUUUCUCCUUGGGUUAUGGGGUGGGAUCAAACUCCAUGGCCGAGCUUUGGGCAGUUUACCAUGGUUUGUGCCUUUGCGUUGAUUCGGGGUUCUUCCAUGUAGAGAUCAAGUCGAAUUCCAAAUUGGUGGUGUCGAUUUUGAACGGCUCUUCCCAACCGAGCUGGUAA
Magnolia sinica is the source of this 861-nucleotide messenger RNA. RefSeq lists its product as uncharacterized. Gene Ontology annotation, molecular function: nucleic acid binding; RNA-DNA hybrid ribonuclease activity. The transcript has 2 exons. The coding region runs from base 1 to 861 and encodes 286 amino acids. The record is from RefSeq and is a predicted model, not a curated record. Lineage: Eukaryota; Viridiplantae; Streptophyta; Magnoliopsida; Magnoliales; Magnoliaceae.